This is a messenger RNA of Populus trichocarpa (black cottonwood), 600 nucleotides long. Its product is annotated as 3'-5' exonuclease. The record is from RefSeq and is a predicted model, not a curated record. The coding region runs from base 1 to 600 and encodes 199 amino acids. Gene Ontology annotation, biological process: nucleobase-containing compound metabolic process. Gene Ontology annotation, cellular component: nucleus; cytoplasm. The transcript has a single exon. NCBI's taxonomy places the organism in Eukaryota, Viridiplantae, Streptophyta, Magnoliopsida, Malpighiales, Salicaceae. Gene Ontology annotation, molecular function: nucleic acid binding; 3'-5' exonuclease activity.
AUGGCGUGCUCUCGAUGUGAUGUUGAAUACUAUGGUGAUCAUAUUUUCACGACUGUCACAAAAUCAGCCUCUGCUGUGGAUAGAUGGAUCGACCAGAUAAUGUAUGUGUAUCAAAGCAAAUUGAGUAAGCUUAUUAUUGGCCUUGACACCGAGUGGUUCCUGCCUGCUUAUCCCGGCGAUUACCAAAAGAUUGCCAUCUUACAGCUUUGUGUCGGUCGAAGAUGUCUUAUUUUCCAACUUUGUCAUGCAGACUAUUUUCCUCGAUCACUGAUUGAUUUUCUUGGCAACGAGAAAUAUACUUUUGUUGGCAAAGAGGUGAGGAACGACGCGCAUAAACUCAUGAAUGAUUAUGGACUGAAUGUAGGCCAUUGCAGGGAUGUUGCGUAUUGGGCUGCAUCAAAACAUGGCGGCGAGGAAGAUUUCAGGAAGUUUGGAUUAAAGCGUUUGGUGCUUAGAUUUUUGAAGAAAGAGCUGGAGAAACCCCUUAAAAUUACAUUAAGCCGAUGGGACCGUAAGAAGCUGGACUAUCAACAAAUAAAGUAUGCUUGUCUUGAUGCUUUUGUCUCCUUUAAACUUGGAGAACUUCUUAGCAAAGACUAA